Messenger RNA from Mesorhabditis spiculigera, 756 nucleotides. The record is from the annotation of a GenBank genome assembly. NCBI's taxonomy places the organism in Eukaryota, Metazoa, Nematoda, Chromadorea, Rhabditida, Rhabditidae.
AUGAAGCUCUUGGCCGAGGAGGCGGUCAAGAAUUCGAAGAUGAUUUCGGAGCAAAACGUCUAUGCCGAUGGUCUCUCGAUCAGCGACACUUUGAGAGAAAAAGCGGACGCUUUCGAGAGACACUUUGAGGAAUAUCUGCCUCUCGCCAGAAUCUACAACGAAAAGUUGACCGACCUCGCCGAUGAAAAUCAAGCGCUGAUCCGCCAAUUCAAAAAGGGGUGGUCAAUCGAUAAAAUCGACGCGAAUGCCGGCUCCGACGGAGUAGAAACAUUCGAAAUUCCGCGACUAAAAGAACGUUUCGAAGAUGCCGACGAUCGAAUGGUGGUGGACAUCGGCCUAGAGAAGUUGAAGAAACUCGAGGAGCAAACGGCGGGUGCUGUCGAGCAGCAGUAUGAUGGAGUGAAGGGCAUGGUUCGGCUCAUCCACGAGCAAAUUGACGGGAAUGUGAAGCGGCUGGCUAAGGAGGCGAUCGAUAAUUCGAAGGUGAUUUCAACGCAAAAGGUCUACGCAAAUGGUGUCACGAUCAGUGAUGCUCUGCGCAAGAACGCUGACGAUUUCGAGAAGCAUUUCGAGGACUAUCUGCCCUGUGCUCGAAUCUACAAUGAAAAGCUGAUGGAGCUGGCCGAUGAGAAUCAGGCGUUGAUGUGCCAGUUUAAAGCAGAUCUCUCCAUUUCCACAAUUUCGGAGAAUAGCGACACAGAAGCUGAUCAGGGGGAUGAAGCUUCGACGGGGCCUGUGAAAGACGACUCGUGUUCC